Molecule: messenger RNA, 1200 nt
Organism: Theileria equi strain WA
Lineage: Eukaryota; Apicomplexa; Aconoidasida; Piroplasmida; Theileriidae
Exons: 1
Coding region: 1-1200 (399 amino acids)
Source: RefSeq, a predicted model, not a curated record
AUGAGUGGCAGAGUGUUAACCUUAAAUGUAGACGGAAACUGUGGAAAGAGUAAUAAUAUAUGUCGCUGUCGUGAUAAACCUCCUGGUAUAACUGCCAGAAAGGAAACUGACCAGCCAAAAGGCUUCAUUAGGGUUACUCAUCAGCAUAAAAGUGGAAAUAAAUUUACGCUCAACAACAAACUACAAGGGGGAGGUAAAAUAGGAGAACUAAUCCAUAAUGUCACUGAGGUUUCUGUUUUCUACUGGAAUGGAGCACCAGACAAAGCAAUCCUCCUUGGAAUUACCAUUACUAAUACACCUAUCUAUUACGCAAAGAAUAGCGACAAUGAUUGGAUUGGACAACCUCCGCUCUCUGAUGACCUUCUUGAGACUAAACUUGACGAACAAAACUGUAAACAUAACAAUGCAGUCACAAUUAACCUUAGCAAAGGUACAUUCAUGAGCGGUGAUAGUAAACAUUCGUACUGCUGCAGUGGUAAUCAUUCUGAUGGUGCUAGAGGCUCUAACAGGGUCACUGUUACUUCGGCACAAAUUUCCUGUAAACUGCAUGAGAACCCAAGUUCUAUUCCAUUCCACAAACAUGAGAUUACUUAUUCUGGUGGAGUUAGGCUUGCAGCUAUUAAAUACAAUGAUGGAAAGCAUAGGAAGCGGAUAAACUCUUCUGGACUAGACUUUCCAAUUCAAGGUCCUCUUAGUGUUUAUGCUUUUCACUGCUCAGGAAAUCCUGCUUUGAUUUAUGUAGAUUCGUCUUCAGACUCUUCAAAAAACGGCUGGUAUAAGAAGUAUACUGGUAGUAGUACUGUUAGUGGAGAUGAGCAGUGGGUAGAAGUCUUCACUAUCUCCAACAUACAACCAAGGGAAUUAAGUAAUACUAUAGACCAUGAAAAAUAUAAUGGUAUUGUUGGCAUACUAAAAACCCUUUCUGGAUGCACAAGCUAUAAAGAAUGUCCUAAACCUGAAGAAAAACCUAAAGCUGUUCCUCCUGAAACUACUACUCCUGAUAAUGCUGCUCUUACUGAAGAUGGUCAAAAAUCUCCUACUUCUGCUAAAGUUAUUGCUGCUCCAGCUGCUGCUGUUCUAGGACCAUGGGCUAUCUUUGGAGCAUCUUCUGGUCCUAUUGCCGGAGCUGGUGGUCUUACUGGAUUUGGCUGGUGGAUAUAUAAACGCACUAAAGGAGACCCUUGGGUUAGACAGAUUUAG